Protobothrops mucrosquamatus (brown spotted pit viper) is the source of this 3318-nucleotide messenger RNA. It is a transcript of the gene MAML2, whose product is annotated as mastermind like transcriptional coactivator 2. The record is from RefSeq and is a predicted model, not a curated record. Lineage: Eukaryota; Metazoa; Chordata; Lepidosauria; Squamata; Viperidae. Gene Ontology annotation, biological process: Notch signaling pathway; positive regulation of transcription of Notch receptor target. Bases 1 to 3228 code for a protein of 1075 amino acids. Gene Ontology annotation, molecular function: transcription coactivator activity. Gene Ontology annotation, cellular component: nucleoplasm; nuclear speck. The transcript has 5 exons.
AUGGGGGACACGGCGCCCCCUCAAGCCCUGGGUCUCCUUGUUGGAGGAGGAGGAGGAGGCUCGAUGGCGGCGGCGGCAGCGGCGGCGCCCCCGCGGGUGCACAGCGCGAUCGUGGAGAGGCUCCGGGCGCGCAUCGCCGUUUGCCGCCAGCACCACUUGACCUGCGAGGGGCGCUACGAGCGGGGCAGGGCCGAGAGCUCGGAUCGCGAGCGGGAGAACACCUUGCAGCUUCUCAACCUUGUGCAGCACGGCCAGGCGGCCCGGAAGGGAAGCAAGCACAGCAAGGCGGCGGCGGCGGCGGCAGGGACCGCCGGAGGCAGCAGCAGCGCCGCCGCGGCGGCUUCUGCUAACGCCGCAGCGCCCCCUGCGGCCGACUACUAUCCCCAGCAGCUGAUCAGCAACGGGAGCGCUGGUGGCAGGAAUGGGAUCAACGGGGAGCAGCCCGGCGCCGUCGCUGGGGGCGAGCCCAGGAAUCCAGCCCUGAUUGCGCUCCAGGGUUCCUUGAAGAGAAAACUGGUGGUAAAUCUGACACCAGGCAAUAAUAAGAGAUCAAAUGGCAUUGCUGACAAUACUUUCCUGGAUAUUAAGAGAAUCCGAGGUGGUGAUAAUAACCUUUCCAUGGGACGUGGUCAGUGUGGUAACAAUUGCCCAAACCAGUCAGUGUUGGGAUCAUUCUCAGUUGGACAAGGCGCUCCAAGGAAAAUGGACAGCUCAACCAACAACAGUCAUUCUGGGGCAAACGGGAUGUUUAACAUGACCCUAAAAGAAGUCAAAAAGGAACCCGGGGAGACAAUUUCUUGUAGUAAGCAUAUGGAUGGUCCGACAUCCCAGAACAGUGUUUUUCCUAACAGAUAUGGAGAAGACACGGCGGAACAGUUGAUGGACCCAGAACUUCAGGAGCUGUUCAAUGAACUGAGUAAUAUUUCUGUGCCCCCCAUGAGUGAUCUUGAAUUAGAAAACAUGAUAAAUGCCACCAUCAAGCAAGACGAACCAUUUAACAUUGACAUUGGUCACCAGAUCCAGAGAGGAACCCCUGCCCAAUCCUCUUCCUUGCAGAUGGACAAAAUGGUGAUCAAACAAGAGUAUUCACCAGGAUUGAACCAGGCUUCGGUGGGAUCACCUCAGAUGAGGCCUCCUUCUACAGACUCAGCUUUCACCCUAUCUGGUGCUGCUAUGUCCACCUCAUCUCCCAUUCCUUCAGUACCUCAGACUCAGACUCCUCCCUCUCAAGGGACAUCAGUUCCCCCUCGGCCAUUGGCCAAUUGGCAAGAAGUGUCUCAUGCCCAGCAAUUGAAACAAAUAGCAGCGAACAGGCAACAGCAUGCUCUGAUUCAGCAGUGCCAGCAAAGUCAAUCGGCAACAUCCUGGCCUGGUUUGUCAUCUACAGAACCAUCUUCUGGGUCGUUUGUGCAGGAGAAGAUGUCUAGUCCAUCCUUCCACCAGCAACAACAGUUCAGUCCACAAGGUCCCGCAAUAUCUGGGAUCCCAGUCAGUGGGACUCCAUCAAAAGGAAUGAACAGUUACGCCUACCGGCCAAACUCCAUGCCCCAGGGAAGUUCUGUCAACAUGGUAAUGCCCCGAAAGUCUCAAGACAUCCCCAGAAAUUAUGUAAACAACAAUCAGGUGUCACUGGAGGAACCUCAGAACAUCAAGCCUUUGUUUCAUUUCAACUCAGAACAAGCCAACAAGCAGAUGUCUUCUGGUUUGGGAGCCCCACAUAAACCUUCUCUUGUCCACUAUGCACAGCAGCCACCCCAACAGCUGUCUAACUCAGCGGUUCAACCACAAACGUCGCAGCAGCAGCAGCAGCAGGCACAUUCUGCACAAUCUCUCCAAACUCAGCAUCUCCAAAGGCCCCCCAAUGUAUCCUUAGCUUUACAGCAAAAGAUCAUGCUCCAGAAAAUGCUACAAAAUCAGCCUGCUUCAGGACUACAGUACAUGGGCCCGCAGAAUCAGCUGAAUCAACAUACUGUCUUGGGUCAAAGUGGAGGCACCAACCCAGGAUCUGCCUCAUGCACAAAUGCAAACACUGGAACCAGCUACAUCAGCUCAUCGCCACAAACAUUGCUGAAUCAGCAGCUGAAACAACAGUUCCUCCUUCAACAGCAGCAGCAGCAGCAGCAAAUACUAUCAGAAGCAGAGAAAGCAACUUCUCAAGAUCAACUGAACAGACACCUUACAAGACCACCACCAGAUUACAAGGACCAAAGAAGGGGCCAGGUCAACGUGCAGCAAGCACACCAAUAUUCCGGUGGAUCACCGGCUGUGAGCAUCAACUCCAAUCUGUGCUUCUCCAAUCCCAUUUCCACUUCGAACAUUUUGUCACAGCAAUCAAAUCUCUUAUCCACGGCUCAUGGCCUCAGAAUGUCUUCUCUUCCAGCAGGGCACCACGUCAGCUGCUACGGGAACAUUCCCUGCAGUCAACCAAAUGCAUAUAACGUGGCAACUCCAGGAGUGAGCCAGGUUGCCCAGCAUAGAAAUCUAAACCCAAUUGUAACCAGUCAAAACAACCCUGCAGCAUCUCGGCCAACACCUCCAGGGCAAGGCAAUAACAUGCCGACCUUUGACAACGGGUUGGGAGUUAACUCCCAGCAAGGGAAACUCAGCUUGAACCAAGGGACUUCUGCCCAAAGACCUUCAAAUGUGAUGGUCAGCUCAAAUGCUGCAGCUCAGAACUGGGCUUCUUCAGAAGCAGGGUCCAAGCAACAGGAAACACAGAGGGCUUCAGGAUCCCCUUUCUCGUCUGGAAGCUCCUAUACAAAUCAGCAACUACAGCGCACAGCUGCCCUCCAGCAAUUUCCUCAGCGUGCCAUGGUGCCUCCUAACCAACUGGGCACUAUCCAGAUGAGAACCCCUGCGAGCCAAAUGAACCAAAGUCUAAAUGGACAAGUGGGCGGGGCAUCCAAACCCCAGAGUGCAAUGCCUACUCAACUGCAGGCAGAGGUUGUGGCCCACUUAAAUCCACCCAGGGUGGGGAUGACACAACCCCACCCCUUGUCAUCGAACCAGUUCUCAUCAAGUGCUACUCAAAUGUCCACCAGGGUUUUUCAAGGAACAGAUCAUGCCAGUGAUCUAGCAUUUGAUUUUCUGAACCAGCAAGCAGAUAACAUUGGGCCUGCACUCAACAGUGACCCAGACUUCAUUGAUUCUUUGUUGAAAACAGAGCCUAGUAAUGAUGAUUGGAUGAAAGACAUCAACCUUGAUGAGAUAUUAGGAGGCCAUUCCUGAGGCAGCUAACAAUUAUGAACUCCUGGUGUUUUUUUAAGGCUGAAAAGUCAGGAUAUCAGUCUUCAGUUUGUAGAAGACAAAGGUCAGGGG